CGCACUUCUGCCGCGUGCUUGCCCUCCUUGUCUUCGACCAGGAAGACCGGAGUCUGAUGGAGGCGGGCCAUGCCAUGCAGUCCUUGGAGAUCCUCCAGAUGCGCCGGGACCGGCUCUACCGCCCCAACCCCACCCUGGAUCGCAACCAAGCCCUCCU
Molecule: messenger RNA, 157 nt
Organism: Nannochloropsis gaditana CCMP526
Exons: 1
Source: RefSeq, a predicted model, not a curated record